AUGUACAAUUGUACAUCCACAACAGGGGUUUUGCUGAACAAUGAUGUGGCGUUUUGUUGUGUAGACACCGGACCUAAUUGUUGCAACAAUCAGACCGAGGUUUUUGUUGCAAACGAUUGGGACUUUAAAGCAUCUGCGGCUGAGGCCGCGACAACAAGAGGGACAGCGACUUCGUUGACUGUUGCUAAGACAUUGACAACUUCGUCAUCGAGCUCGUCUUCAGGCUCGUCUUCAAGUUUAUCAACGACUGGAUUGUCUUCGUCGGAUUUCUCGACACCUCUGUCACCAGCUGCUUCGAAAUCGACAUACGGAAUCUCGAGCGUGAUCACAACCACGGAAGGAAAUAAAAACGUACCCACCAAUAGCAUAGCUACGCCUGUACCCGCAUCAACGAACGCAGCACCAGCAGAUUCUUCAACGUCGAAAAGAGAUUGGACAGGCAUAGGUAUCGGAGCAAGUGUUGGCGCAGCAGUUCCUCUCCUCGCCUUGAUAGUCGUCGGUAUCUUUCUCUGGCGCCGUCAUCGCCGGCGUCGUUCAAUGUUCGAAUCACCUUCAACGAGCGGUUAUUCUGGAGAUAGUGCUUCGACAGGAACUACCAAGGAGUCGCUGAUACGCAGUGGUAAGCCUGAGCAUCUCAAGGCGUAUGAGGCAGGUGGGGUGCAGACAUACGAACUAGAUUCUGUGCGUGACAGGGCAGAAUUGCCGCUUAAGAGCCCUAGAGAGUUGCCUGGAUCAGAGGGGGAGAGGCAGAGAUACCAGGCAGUACAACUCCGAGGCCAUAGUAAUCCUUAUCAGCCGGCGUGA
Molecule: messenger RNA, 804 nt
Organism: Aureobasidium melanogenum CBS 110374
Lineage: Eukaryota; Fungi; Ascomycota; Dothideomycetes; Dothideales; Saccotheciaceae
Exons: 1
Coding region: 1-804 (267 amino acids)
Source: RefSeq, a predicted model, not a curated record